Peronospora matthiolae is the source of this 2004-nucleotide messenger RNA. NCBI's taxonomy places the organism in Eukaryota, Oomycota, Peronosporomycetes, Peronosporales, Peronosporaceae. The record is from the annotation of a GenBank genome assembly.
AUGUCUCGCCACCGUAACGUGCGGAACCGCGCGUACUCGUACGAGGACGAAGAUUAUGACGACUAUGACUAUGACAACGAGGGUACUUCAGCUGCCUCGGGUGAAUUCAUGUAUCGUCGAGACUCGCCCAGUCGCCAGGCGUCCGUCUUUUCCUUCGUGCAGCAGCAAGGAACAACGGGCAUUGAGCCCACCCGAAGCAGUACCAAUUUGGAAGACUGUGGAGAUGCCGAGCUGCUCCAAGUUACGAUACCUCAAGUCCAGCAAGCUGUCGGUGCAAAUGUAUCCGUUCAGCAGAUCACUCAGGAGCUCCGUUGGGCCAAUUAUGACCUGGAUCAAGCUGUCGGAGUGCUGCUGGAGAAGAGCAAAGGACUGGAUGCAACCGGGGGUGAGCUGUCGUUACAGACGGAGACAUCGAGGCUUGGAGCUGUAGCACUCGGUGGUAGUAGCAAAGAAGAGCAGAAUAUUGAGAAGGAGGAGAUCGUUCUGCCUGCUCCUGCCAAAGGUCGAGCGCUGACCGUCGGUCAUGACACAAUGUCGUCACAAAUUGGUGUGAAAGAAGAUAAGGUGCUGCAGGUAUCGGCAUUAGGUGCAGUGAAGGCUGCACCGACGAUGUCGUCGACACGGACACAAAUCACGCCGGCGGAGAAGAAAGUUUUUGAACGUGCUGAAUUGAAGACACAGGAACGAGCGGCCGAGCUCGAGGAAGAGGCACGCAGUGGAGGCAAGACAAAGAUAAGUAUGGUGGUGAUUGGGCACGUGGAUGCUGGCAAGAGUACGAUUACUGGCCAUCUGCUGUACAAGCUGGGCUACGUGAGCAAAAGACUGAUGCACAAAUACGAAAAAGAGUCGCGCGAUGCUGGCAAAUCGUCGUUUGCUUUCGCGUGGGUCAUGGAUGCCGACGAGCAGGAGCGUUCUCGCGGUGUCACGAUGGAUGUGGGCACGAGUUACUUUGAGACGGCAACGAAGCACGUGACGUUGCUGGAUGCGCCAGGUCAUCGCGAUUUUAUCCCGAAAAUGAUUGCAGGAGCUGCGCAGGCAGACGUUGCUGUACUCGUCGUUCCAGCGGUGACCGGCGAGUUCGAAGCAGCAUUUGAGAACUCGGGCCAAACCAAGGAGCACGCGUUGCUUGUGCGAAGUCUGGGUGUUGCACAGAUGGUCGUGGCGGUCAACAAGAUGGAUAUGACCAAGUGGGAUCAGGAACGCUUCAACGGUAUCGUGAAGUCGCUGUCAACGUUCCUACAAAACGCAGGUUAUCGCCCGAAGAAUCUGCGUUUUGUUCCUCUUAGUGGCAUGACUGGCAUCAACCUGGAGAAGACUGGCGGUGUCAAGGAAUGCUCGUGGUACUCGGGUCCCUCGUUAGUCGAGGCUAUUGACUCUUUUGCUCCCCCUCAGCGCCAGAUCUCCAAGCCGUUCCGUAUGACCGUCUCCGAUGUGUCAAAGUCAUUGAGUCUGGGUCAAAGUAUCUCCGGUCGCGUCUAUGCUGGUGCUGCCGCAGUGGGCGACUCGUUCUUGCUGAUGCCAAUCGGACGUCAUCUCACAGUAAAAGGAAUUGAACAAGACGGCAAGUCUUGUACACUUGCUCGCGCCGGAGACACGAUUGAGAUGGGGGUCACCGGAAUCGACCAGUCGGCAUUGACUACUGGCAGUAUCCUGUGCUCCAUAGCAUCGCCGGUGCGGCUCGCCAAGAGAUUUGAGGCCAAGAUCAUGACCAUGCCGACGAUGGAGGUUCCGCUGGUGAAAGGGACAUGCGUGACGAUCCACAUUCACAACGUCGACGAGCCUGUAAAUAUCUCUCGACUAGUGAGCAUCUUGAGCAAGACUGGCGGGGUAGGGAGAAAGAAGCCGCGUUGCAUCACCCGCGAGUGCUCGGCCGUGGUGCAGAUCACAUGCCAUCGCUCAAUUUGCCUCGAGACAUUCGCAGACUAUCGCCAGCUUGGGCGCUUUACGCUACGAGACCGUGGGAAGACGCUUGCUGCUGGUGUUGUCACUCAGAUUAUCUCCUAG